This is a messenger RNA of Chrysemys picta bellii (western painted turtle), 5306 nucleotides long. RefSeq names its product phospholipid scramblase 2-like. The record is from RefSeq and is a predicted model, not a curated record. Gene Ontology annotation, cellular component: plasma membrane. Gene Ontology annotation, molecular function: phospholipid scramblase activity. NCBI's taxonomy places the organism in Eukaryota, Metazoa, Chordata, Testudines, Emydidae. Gene Ontology annotation, biological process: plasma membrane phospholipid scrambling.
GGCACAGCUGCAGAGGGGCCGGGGAGUUUGCAGCCCUCUGCCGCCCGGGGCCUGCCCUCAGGUCUCGGCCCCUCGGGAUGGCCGCGCUCAGCUCCCAGCCGUCUCCCUUUGGGCACCUGACGCGGGAGCGGCACAUCCAAGCGCUGGCGAGGUCCUUGAGGAGGAAGGACGGGGCUCCAGCCCUCCAGGCCGGGGGGACAUCCCCCAGCUGGGAAGGCACAAGCCGAGCUAACCAGGCUCAAGAGCCGGACUUUGGGAGCAGCCAGGGGAGCCCGGAUGCCCCUUCAAGUGCCGAGGACCCUGGCCACCAACUCGAGGGCCGGAGAUGGCCGGGAAGCGAGUGGGGUGGGACUGCCGGGGAGGAAGCCACCGAGUCGCCUCUGCCGCGGCUGGGCUGGCGGGGCAGGAGAGCCCGCAGACGGAGCCCGGAGCAGAGCUUGCAGCGGGUUCAGGAGGACGACGACGUUCCACCGCUCGGGCUGCAGGUGCUGGCCGGCGUCUCCCAGCUGUGCAUCACCGCCCGAGCUGGGCUACGCGGGUUCGCCGGGGACCCAGGGAGAACGUACGUGGUGGGCACCGCGCAGGCAAAGGGGCUGCUGGUAGCUAUCGAAGAAACCAGCCGCUUGUGCCUGCACCUAUGUGGCCCUGCCCGCUCCUGCCGCAUCCGCCUCCGGGACCUGCAGGGCCAGGACGUCCUGUGGCUCCGACGGCCCUUCGGGGCUGGCGCCAGCUGCCUGGGCUGCUGCCGGACAGAGAUGAGGGUGUUCACCGCCGGUGACCAGCUCGUGGGCAGCGUGCGGCAGAGGUGGGGCAUCCUUGCCCAUCUCUGGGACCUGCGUGACCCCCACGGCGCAGCCACCAUGAGGAUCCGAGGCUCCUGUGCGGCCAGCCGCUGCUCCUCCAACCAGGAGUUCCAGGUCACCUCCCGCGCCGGCAGCCCCGUGGCAGUGAUCUGGAAGAGGUGGCCAGGUUUCAAUGAAGACCGGAACAUGGACCAUGAGUUCUUUGGGGUGGACAUUUCAGCAAAGCUGGGGGCCGAGGACACCGCUCUCCUGCUGGCAGCAGCCUUCCUCCUGAACUUCAUGUUCUUCGAGAUGAGCUGAGGAGGCCUAGAAGAGACCUGCUGGGAGCCCUGCUAUGCCAGAGACACUGGGACUAGUCCAGCAGCUCCCCCCUGGAGUCACGGAAAUCCCAACAGCGAGGCACAGGCUGCCACUGUCUCGCAAACGCUGGAUCUCCUUUGGUGGCUGGGAUGGCGCACGGCGCCUGGCUUCGCACACGCUGCUUUCACGAGGCAACUGGAGAACCCGGAGUCUGACGUACUUUCUGUUUAUCUUAGGUGCGCGCGUGGCCCCGCCACCAGUGUGUCUGAGCCCCUCCCAAUCCUCAAUGCAACACCCCUCAGAGGCAGGGCAGGUAUCCCCAUUGUACAGUCGGGGAGCUAAGGGAGAUGCCUAAGGUCACGCAGGAAGUCGGUGGCAGAGCAGGGAAUUGAAGCCAGGUCUCCCAAGUGCUAAGCUAGAGCCCCAACCACUAGGCCACCCUACCUCUCCCGGGUCACUGUAAAAUCCAGCACUGACUAGGCCCAUUGCAGAACCCACGUUGCAGCAGGCAUGCGCGCUUUUGGCAUCCUGAGCUCUACGGUACCUGGCGCUGGGAAUCCACGACGGCCCCAGCGUCACAAGGGCAGGCAGGAGAAGGAGCCAGUGAACGAUUCAAACCCAACACAAGCCGGGGGAGCGGACCGAGGCAAAGCAUUCGGACACGGCGAAGGAGUAUGCCGGGCUCAGGUCCGGAACCUACUGGGCGCCGUGACCCAUUCUUGCCACGGCCCUCCCAGAUUGCGCUGAGUAACUGACACAGGAAGUCAAUUAAACCAUCAGAUCAGCUCCUGGUGGCCGUGGGGUUCCCCGUUAAAUCGAGGAAUGGGACUUUCCCUUUGGGCCGCUGGCAGCUGGGCAGGUGCGUCGGGAAGCGGGAGGGUUUGGUGCCAAACCACCCCAGGAGCUCUUUGGGGAAUUGUUCCAGGGGUCAGCGGCCCCAUUCAGAAUCAGGGCUGCGUGGUGCUGGGUGCUGUACAGAUGCAUACGAACCCGCGGUCCCCACUUCGAAGCGAGACGACUGAACGCAGGACCAGAUGCAACAAAUGAGAGCAGCAGCACGAGCGAGCGACUGGAGUAACAAGGCUGCGGGUAACGGGGCUAGGACCGUGGGGUAACACAGACGAGCCCGGCGCGCACUUAGAUGGUACGGGUCAGUUAAUUAAGUAGCUCUCGAGUGCAAACAAAUACAUGGACCAGCUCACUGACCAUUUCUGAGCCCUGCUUGGCCACCCGUCUACCCACUAGCUGAUGGCAGGUUCCCAGGGACAUAGGACAAGCGGGGGGGCGGGGUCUUCCAGUGCCACAGACCUGUAAGGGGUUACCUCUCGAGGCAGAUUUCCCAACUAACCAGCCCCUGCCCAGCCAGCCCCGCCCCACACAUCUUUUCCUUUCCUUACCAGGGUGUGUAGCGUCUAGCACAGACCGUGCUGCAGCACUUGGGUGCAAAAGUCUGGGGGCGGGGGGUGCAGCUCACACCGAACCCCAAAUGGGCAGGGGAGAAAUUAGCCCAAGGCUUCUAAAACCAGGACAUGUGUUGCUCAGAGGGACCUCAGACCCCGGACUCAGCAUCAGCCCUAUUUUACAGAGGGGUAAACAGGCUCACCGUCCCAGCACUAGUCAGUGGCUAAGCCAGGAGUCCUGGUUCCUAAUCCCCUGUGAGGGGACGACCGACUCCCCAGGAAAAUGCAGGGCUGGCCUGUAGCAACCUUCUCCAGAUCAGGCCCCCAAAGCAGGGUGCAAACCCAGCAGUAGUUUUAAAGGCUAAGUGCUUUCAAAGGAGCCGCCCCUGCUGUUUUACCAUGAGUCCCCUAACCCCGGUGAUGUUGUGGCCCGGGGCCCUUACCGCUUGCUGCAUGGAGGCCACCUGCCUGCUCUGUCCCCUGCCCCAUAUGACACAGAUGCAUCAAAGGCAGUCCCCCCCCCCAGUCAGCUGAGAGGAAAUGAUGAAUUUCUCCUUUAAGAAAGGGAAUUAUGGGUAAGUUACUAGGCUUAUAAAAAAGGCAGCUCAUGUAUCUCCUUAACAGAGCUUGUUAGGUUUCUUGUGGCCAGGACUGGCCUUUCAGUGGAGGUGAAUUAAGUUUCCUUUUAAUAAAUGGAGAAACCUGGGUUUUUCUAGGAUAACCUGUCUCCAUAAAGGCUGCAUCAGGUGCCCUCGUGGACCUGGGUAACAACAACUUCUGGGCUUUCAUUCUCCCUCUCCCAUGAGCUUUGGAGAAUCACUUCACCCCGAGCCUAUACAGUGGGGAUCACACUUAUUCAGCUAUGGCACGUGAGCGGGAGUGGCCAGCAUUCAGUAUCGUUACCUGAAAUCCUGAGACCCUUUCUCUGCAUAUGACUUCGAUGGCUUAUUUUUGGCCUAUUCCCAUCCCAGCGGGAACAGACAACCCCCUUGGGGCAGCUUGAAGUGAUGCCCCUUCUCUACUGGUAGGAGACCCAGCAUUUCUCCCGCAAUGCUUGAGCAGCGUUUUCUCCCCCGGGCUCUGGUCAGCCAGCAGGGACUGAUCAAACGCAGCAGGGAACAGGUGUCAUCAUGGCAAGGCUCCCUGCAUAGCUGGCUGGAAAGCCUGGGUCGUCUGUGGGCCAUCGUGCUGGCUACUGUCCGGGAGGUGAAACCUAGUUCUGAAAACCCAACCCGACGCAAUGCUCUGCCGGCAACGCUGGCCACUUGCUGGUUGGUCCUUGUAGAGAUGCCCUCUGGGGAUCAAUACAGCUGCCUCCCAAGUGUUUAGAAAUAACUCCCUCCCUCUUGAGUCUAGGGGAGAAUUGACUUGCUGGGUCGAGAGGUGCUGUGGGACGUCACGGGGGCAGAAGGAACGGUGGGCUCUCAUGGAGCCAGGGCUAGGCCAGCAGAGGGCCCGUAUGCAGAGCUGGAGACCUGGAGCUGGCCUGGGUAUUCACUGGGGAGCCAGGGCCGAGGACGGUGCACUGGCACGAUGCAUUCACAGCCAAUUGUUUUGCUAGGGAGGCAUGCGGCAACAUUUUGUACCAGUUGGCGCCUUUUCAAGGCAUGUGGCUUGUCCAGUCUAUUUAUAGGUGCCUGACCUGCCAAGACUACAGACCCUGCAUGACCCGUCAGCUCACGCCUUGCAGCUCUUGCUGGGUGGUUUAGGUGUCCGCUGCUUUAUGACCGCCGCUCUGAUGUUCUCACAACGGUCCCACUGCUGCCAUCACCCUCAUCGGGCUUUGGCAAAACACUUUCCAUAAAGGGGGUUGGCUAAUGCACAGAGGCUGGCACUGCAGGUCCAAGCCAGCCCCAAUUUAGCACUCUUCCCAGCCCACCGGGGCCACCAUCAGUGCCAGGGCUUUUGGAGAGGAUUCAGGGUCCGUGCCCGGCCUGAUGAAGGGGGCUGACAGAGCUCCUGCUUGAGUGGUCUCUCUAAUGCUGCUGGGCUUGGUACUAUCAUAAUCAGGUAUCUUAAUAUUUCAAUUCAACCCAGCACCCCGGCUCUGCAGCAGGGCCAUCACUCUCUCAGCCCAGCCUUUCUGUGUUCCCUGCUUUGGGGGCCCAGCCUGUCCUACCUGGGGCCUGCGUUUCAGAGGCAUCGAGCACUCGGAGCUCCCACGCACUGUAAAUCAAGUGGGAGACAGACAGACGCUGCCUUAUUCCUUGAGGAAGCUGAGAGACCAUGGCCGAUUUUCAGGAGGGCACAGCCCUUCCCCCUCCAGCUAAAGGCAAUGGGAGGGGUGGGUGCUCAGAUCUCUUCUGGCCGGCACAGAGGGAUGGACCUGAGUCGGUUCUGAGACUGAGGGAGCAAGUCCUGCCUGGGCCUGGCCUGACCCAGCCGGGCUGACUGCAGCACCAGGUGGAAUUGACAAAUGUCAGAAUGAAGCAUUUGGGGCAGGCGGGCGGCACUUGCAAGAGGCCUAAGGUGCUUCUCCUCCCCGCGAGGACGCUAUUUGCAGUGCUCACUGAUGGCUGGUAAAACAGCAGAGACACAAGGGGCCAGGCAGCUCCCUGCAUGGCCAAAUGGUCCCCUGCUCUCAGUAAGAAGUGGGGCUCAACAGACCAUCCGGGGCGGAGGCGGCAUUUUUACGGGGCGUGGAUUUGAAAGCUGGAAAUAGACUCUUAAGGGAUGAGACGAGCCCUUUCCCCGCCCUCCAUGAAAACAGUCCACACUCUUGUUCUUGCAGGAUUUUAUUACUGCAGCAAAACAGGUGUGACGUUAUUGACAUAAACUGGGACCAUAUAGAUCAUUGUUGCAA